GUAUAUACCCUGUCUGGGUGGGGUUCUACUAAACUAUUUGGAAUUGCUUUAAGAAGGUCAUACCAAGGAUCAUUUUGCUACUGGAUUUAGAAUUUUAAGACCCGUUGAACUAUAUAUAUAUUUUUUAUUUGGCCUUACUGCUAUUAGUCAAUACAAACACAUUGAAUAACAGAUUCAUUACAUGGAACAACAGAUACAAAUCUCAAGGAAAAGAUAUAAGAAUGUUUAUUUUUGUUAUUUUUCUUUUUACAUGUAUUUAAACCCUUUAUUUUUGGAACUAAACAGUCUCCAUAUAUACAGUUGAAGUCGGAAGUUUACAUACACCUUAGCCAAAUAUAUUUAAACACAGAUUUUCACAAUUCCUAACAUUUAAUCCAAGUAAAACUUCCCUGUUUUAGGCCUGUUAAGAUCACCACUUUAUUUUAAGAAUGUGAAAUGUCAGAAUAAUAGUAAAGAGAAUGAUUUAUUUCAGCUUUUAUUUCUUUCAUCACAUUCCCAGUGGGUCAGAAGUUUACAUACACUCAAUUAGAAUUUGGUAGCAUUGCCUUUAAAUUGUUUAACUUGGGUCAAACGUUUUGGGUAACCUUCCACAAGCUUCCCACAAUAAGUUGGGUGAAUUUUGGCCCAUUCCUCUUGACAGAGCUGGUUUAACUGUGUCAGGUUUGUAGGCCUCCUUGCUCGCACACACUUUUUUCCUUUAGGAAUGUAUUGAAGUAAAAGUAAAAGUUGUACAAAGUAUAAAUAGUAAAGUACAGAUGCUCCAAAAAACGACUUAAGUCGUACUUUCAAGCAUUGUUACUUAAGUACUUUACAUCACUGCGUGAGAGUCUCACCUUUCCAGACGAGUAGUCCAAACUAUUCGGACGCUACAGACAGAAGUUGGCAGAUCGGCUGUACCAACUUCAGAAGAGUCCCAAGACGCUUGUGGGGGCCGUAGAGCAAAACGGAGAACCCUAUCAUAUUCGUGAGAGUCUCAUCUUUCCAUAGAGGGGAAUAACCGUUCAGAGCCUACAGACGGUUUUGUGAGAAGACCGAUUUUCAUGAUGUCUGGAAAAAAACACUCUAGCGCUGUCACCUUUGACCGCAGAUGCGGAAGAGCGACAUCGGUGGAUGUGGUGGAUUGAGACACAUCUAAUGCAAAAGAAAACUAUAACUAUUACUUGAGAAAUUGCUCUUUGCGAAGAAGCUAUUUUUGCAUCAUGUUAAUUAAAAACAAUCACAGUAAGGUACUUCAUUGUUUGCCAGAAAUGAUUUGAUAUUAGGAUAAACCGGCUGCAUUGGAACUUUUAAUGAAGGACUCUGAACAGAGAAACUGUGGCGUUAUUAAUUUCUAAUGAACACCACCUCAUUCUAUUUGUAUCGAGGUGUACUCGUACAGAUGUAGGAUCUUAAUUUCGUCACCCAGUUGCAGGAGAACUUUUAAAUUGUAGUGUAUUUGAGGUUUAUAAAGGCUUCUGAAGUUUUAAUUUCCACUUUGAAAUUUCAGACUUGAUUUUCCCUUACUAAACAUGUAUCCACCCCUACAAAAAUAUCCAUUAAUUAUAACCUACAUAAUAAUUCACAUUCAUGUUGUGUUGCUGUAGGAUUAUUUUCCUGCUGUAGCAAACUGGCUCAAAUUUAAGGAGUUCCCAGACUGGCAGAGCUCCAGAUUAUAGGGUAACAUAGCCCUGUUAAUCAUAUGGGUGGAGGAGGACUAUGUGGCUCAUAGCUGCGUAGCCUUCAGACUGGGUGUAAACAUUCCUUGAGAAUGAAAAUGGCUGUGUGUUAGAAAUGUGGUGUGGUAGCUGUUGCGCACUCAAUAGCGUAAACUGCUUGGGUAAUUCCCAUUGUCUAGAGUAGCACAAGAGCUGAAAUACUACCCUCUGGGCACAGACGUCAGUUCAACGUCUAGUUUUGAUUUACAUUUGGUUGAGUUUUCAACUAACGUAAAUGAUAUGUGAAAUCAACAAAACAUUUCACCAUGUCAUUGGAUUUAGGUUAAGAUACUUUUUGCAAAUCCAAUCAGUUUCCCACGUUGUUUCAAUGUCAUUUUUUGGGUUGAAAUGAUGUAGAAACAAUGUUGAUUCAACCCGUUUUUGCCCAGUGGGCAAUUUUGAUAUUUACACAAGUUUUUAGACAAGUUUUUAUAUACUUUUUUGUUGUUGUUGUAUUUUAUCGCCUUUUUCUACCCAUUUCAAUUUUGUCUCAUCGCUGCAACUCCCCUAACGGUCUUGGGAGAGGUGAAGGUCGAGUCAUGUGAAACAUGACCCGCCAAACCGCCCUCCUUAAAACCUCUCUAGGGUACGUGAGACGUUAGCGUCCCACCUCUUCAACAGCCAGUGAAAGUGCAGGGCGCCAAAUUCAAAACAAGAGAAAUCCCAUAAUUAAAAUUCCUCACACAUACAUGUAUUUCACACCAUUUUAAAGAUACACUUGUUGUAAAUCCAGCCACAGAGUCCGAUUUCAAAAAAGCUUUACGACGAAAGCAAACCAAACGAUUAUGUUAGGUGAGUGCCUAUUCACAGAAUAACACAGCCAUUUUUCCAGCCAGAGAGGAUUCACAAAAAGCAGAAAUAUAGAUAAAAUUAAUCACUAACCUUUGAUGAUCUUCAUCAGAUGACACUCAUAGGACUUCAUGUUACACAAUACAUGUAUGUUUUGUUCGGUAAAGUUCAUAUUUAUAUCCAAAAAUCUGAGUUUACAUUGGCGCCCUACGUUCAGAAGUCACAAAACAUCCUUUGAUUUUGCAGAGAGCCACAUCAAUUUACAGGAAUACUCAUAAUAAACAUUGCUAAAAGAUACAACUGUUAUGCAUGGAAUUUUAGAUGCACUUCUCCUUAAUGCAACCGCUUUGUCAGAUUUCAAAAAAGCUUUACCGGAAAAAGCAAACCAUGCAAUAAUCUGAGUCGGCGCUCAGAGCCCAAUCAAGACACAAAUAUAGCCGCCAUAUUAUGCAGUCAACAAAAUUCAGAAGUAACAAUAUAAACAUUCACUUACCUUUGAUGAUCUUCAUCAGAAUGCACUCCCAGGAAUCUCAGUUCCACAAUAAAUGUUUGUUUUGUUCGAUAAUGUCCAUCAUUUAUGUCCAAAUUCUAGCGUUCAGUACACUUUCCAAACUCACAACGCACGGGCAGGUCCAGCGGAAAGUACAGACGAAAAGUUAAAAAUGUUAUAUUUACAGUCCAUAAAAACAUGACAAACGAAGUAUUGAAUCAAUCUUUAGGAUGUUUUUAACAUAAUUCUUCAAUAAUAUUCCAACCGGAGUAUUCCUGUCUUCAGAAUUGCGAUGGAACAGAGCUCGCUCUCACAUGAACACUCAUGGUCAGAGCAUGUUCAGGUCAUGGCAGACCUGACUCAUUCCUCUCUCCUUUGGCCCCACUAAACAGUAGAGGCAUCAGACAAGGUUCUAACGACUGUUGACAUCUAGUGGAAGCCUUAGGAAGUGCAACAUUACCAAUAUCCCACUGUAUCUUCAAUAGGAGCUGAGUUGAAAAUCGACCAACCUCAGAUUUUUCACUAUUUAUUUUAGUUACUCUAUUGCAUGAUUACUAAUAUUAUUUCAUGUCAAAUUAUUCUAUAGCCUAUUUCAAAGUCGAUGAGGCUACAUAUAAUUACAACUUCCUCCCACUAUUAACAUCGUAUAGUCAAUAUUAAGCUACUCAGUAUGACCAUUAUCACAGCAGAACACUGCUGAAUUGAGUAAUAUUAUUUUCUGUACAGAAUGUUUCGCGCUACGGUCUGCGCGGUCGAGUACCAUCAAACAUGCAAAAAGUGUCGUCUCUGUUUCUCAAACGCCCCCCCCCCCACUGUGAUUUUAUUUGGGAGACUGCCUGUGGUUGUUUCGGUCGGCAGGUAAUGGCGCCACCCCUCCCCCCGCCCAGCUUCCAACCCAGCACAGUCUCACAGAGCACGUUAUGAAGAUUUCAAUGCCUGCUGAAAUUGGUAUGCGGAAUUUUUGAAGAGUUUGAGAAUCCUGCAGCUGAAGCGAAGGUUACUACCGUAGGCUAUCCGGAAACAUUUUCCCGAAUGAAAAGAUCUGCUGAAGUGUGAACUUUCACCUCUCUCCCCUUUGGCCUGUUCUGUAAAGAGCUUCUGUUGUUGAGGAGCUAAGACUGCUGUACUUGGCUGUGCAGGAGACACCAGUGAGGGUCGACACACCUGCAGCAGCAACAACAACUACCAUCAACGAGUCCCCUAGUGUCAGACGUCUGUGAGAUUCCACAAACGAGUCCAAGAAAGAGGGGGAGUCCAGGAGGGAGACUGAGAGGGAGUGAGAAAGCUAGAGGAUGAGAAGAUUCCACUCGCUCUAUCUCUCUGAAGACUGGAUUAGAUAGGACACACCCUGUCCGAUAUUGCACUAGGAACAUUAGAGUCUCUGGACUCCAUCAGUCAAAUCAAACCAUUGGAAAAACUAACCACAGUUGUAUUGAUUUUUGUUUUGUCUUUCUAGCCCAUUUUGGACACCCACUGAUUUUCACUCUCCGUUUUUUUCUGCCACUGCAAAGAUGGCCCUGUGUGUUUUGUCAUGGGGGCGGACUGUUGAGUGUUGAUCCCGGGAAAUAGGUGACUCACAGCCAGGAACAUGUCUUGGAAGAGGAACUACUUUGCGUCCAGAAGCGGCGGACUGCAGGGGAUCUUUACCCCACGCACCAUGACAUCCAUCGCCCCCAGUAAAGGACUCAGCAACGAGCCGGGCCAAAACAGCUGCUUCCUCAACAGCGCACUGCAGGUCCUGUGGCACCUGGACAUCUUUCGCCGGAGCUUCCGGCAGCUGACCACACACAAGUGCAUGGAGGACUCGUGUAUCUUCUGUGCCCUGAAGAGUAUCUUUGCCCAGUUCCAGUUCAGCAGUGAGAAGGUGCUGCCGUCUGACGCGCUCCGCAGCGCCCUGGCCAAGACCUUCCAGGACGAACAGCGCUUCCAGCUGGGCAUCAUGGACGACGCUGCAGAGUGCUUCGAGAAUAUUCUAAUGCGGAUCCAUUUCCACAUCUCAGACGAGACCAAAGAAGACAUCUGCACAGCCAAGCAUUGCAUCCCACACCAGAAGUUUGCCAUGACCCUCUUCGAACAGUGUGUGUGCAGCAGCUGUGGGGCCUCCUCUGACCCACUGCCCUUUAUUCAGAUGGUGCACUACAUCUCCACCACCUCCCUCUGUAACCAGGCGGUGAGGAUGUUGGAGUGUAGAGACAAGCCCACACCAGACAUGUUUGGAGAGUUGCUCCGCAACGCCAGCACUGUGGGAGACCUACGCAACUGUCCGAGUAACUGCGGGGAGAAGCUGCGCAUCCGUCGGGUGCUGAUGAACUCUCCCGAGAUCAUCACCAUAGGUCUGGUGUGGGACUCUGACCACUCAGAUCUGGCAGAGGACGUCAUCCACAGCUUGGGCACCUGCCUGCGCCUGGGGGAUCUCUUCUACAGAGUGACUGAUGACAAAGCCAAGCAGGCAGAGCUCUACCUGGUGGGCAUGGUGUGUUACUACGGCAAGCACUACUCCACCUUCUUCUUCCAGACCAAGAUACGCAAGUGGAUGUACUUUGACGACGCACAUGUCAAAGAGAUCGGGCCCAAGUGGAAGGACGUGGUGUCGCGUUGCAUCAAGGGCCACUAUCAACCCCUGCUACUGCUCUACGCUGACCCCCGGGGGACGCCCGUGUCAGUGCAGGACCUGCCCUCCCGCCUGGACCUGCACCACUUCAACAAGGCUUACUACGACAGCGAGGACUCGGGCCGGGAGCCAUCCAUCUCAAGUGACACUCGCACCGACUCGUCGACAGACAGCUACUCCUACAAGUACUCCCACUCCCACCAUGAGUCCAUGGCCAGCCACUUCUCCUCCGACUCCCAGGGAACCGUCAUCUGUAACCCGGACAAUGAUGCAGCCUCACACAGCAGCCUGGAGACCACAGGCCAAGUGGCGGACAGUGGACCAGUGCAGUGCCACUCUUUGAGGAAAGGUGGGACAGUGGACAGAAAGGGCGGGGCCAGUGACAGGAGGCGGAGCUCUAGUCGUCCUCGCCGACUUGAGGAGAGAAGCCGGGGCUCUAAGACUGACGAGGCCACGUCUGCAGGUUACCACAGCGAGGGUGAGACUCUGAAAGAGCAGCAGGCACCACGCACCGCAACCAAGUCCUCCUCCUCCAGUCGACUGAGGGACUUCAAGGAGACCAUGAGCAACAUUAUCCACAGCCGGCCCCUCUCCGCCUCCUCCUCGGGCUCCGGGGCCCUUGGAGGUCUAGGGGUUGAGCCGGGGGCCGCCACCAAGUCCAGAGACUGGGAGGCCGACAGCACCAGCAGUGAGUCCAAGUCCAGCUCCUCCGGGGGACGCUACAGACCGGCCUGGAGGCCCCGGAGAGAGGUCCUCAAUAUAGACAGCAUCUUCAGCAGGGAGAAACGCAGACAGGCCGGGUAUAGCCCCCUAGGGGCCACCUUGCCUGAAGACAGUGGGGCCCCAGCCGAGGGCUCCACAGGGUCAGUCACUGGAAAAGGACAGGGGCCCUUUGGUAAUAUGGCCUCUUCUUGGACCCUGCCGACCUCCAGGGGCCAUAAGAUGGAGCAGCAGCCCCCCAGGCUCAUCCAGAGGAUGGAGAGCGGCUAUGAGAGCAGCGAGAGAAACAGUAACAGUCCUGUCAGCCUGGACAUGCCUCUCAGCGAGGGACCCAAUGCUGUUAAUGCACACAGGGACACCGGUCUGAAGAAGCCCUCCAGUUCUGGCUCAGGUCCAUCAUGGCGCACCGUGCCCAAGUCUAAGAGCAGCAGCGCUCUACUGCAGGAUGUCAAGGCUUCAUGCAGAGGCAACAGCCACGUAAGCCUGGCGGGAGAGGGCCGCAGCGAGCUGGACGAGCUGCAGGAGGAGGUGGCCAGGCGAGCGAGGGAACAGGAGUUACAGAGGAGGAAGGAGAAGGAGAAGGAGGCCGCCUUGGGGUUCAACCCCAGACCCAGCAAGUUCAUGGACCUAGACGAGCUUCAGAACCAGGGCAAAGGGGACAGCUUUGAGCGGUGUGUGCCGGACGCUGAGGUGCUGCUAGACCAGUCUCUGCGGCUGGAGCAGGCUGGCGAUGUAUCUGCCGCUCUGUCAGUGGUUAGUGAAGCUAUGUCUAAACUCAGGCUUCCCAUGCAUGAGGGCGGUGCUAACACUCAUAGCAGGACAGUGGCUGAGGCCCGGCUGCAAAAGUGCAUGAGGAGAGCGCGGGGCCUGCAGCAGCGCAUGCAACAGCAGCAGCAGGAAGACAGACCCCAGCAACAGGAUCAGGAGGAGCAGGAUCAGCCCUGUCCCUGUCCCCAGGGGCCCCCCAGUGAACAGCCUGUCCCAAUCAAAAUACUGUUGAUGGACGUCCAGGAGGACCAACCGCAAGCAGUCCUGGAAGCCACCAGAAGCAUGCCUUCUCCUCUCCACGUUAAGCCACUCCCCUCCGGUACAAACUCACUCCCUGAGCCCUCGAGCCACCCCCCUGUCUCUAUGCCCCCAAGCCCUCACACAGGGUCAACCACAGGGGGGUACGUGGCGGAGGCGAGGGGGCGCUGGGAAGGACUGGAUAUGUCAGGCGUGCUCCCUCAUGUGAGACCUCUCCACAAACACGCUGCCAUGUCCCUGCCUGCUCUGUGCGUGGACGGCUGGGACGAGAGCCAUACUGAGGGAGGCCAUGACCAGCCUCCAGCUCUGCCCAACUACAAGCCAGCUGCAUCCCCACACUGGAACAGUAACCCCGCAGCCCAGACUCUGCCCACCCCACACCCCCACUCCAGGACACCCUCCCCAGUCAGCCACACCUCAGAGGAAAGGGGCCACGCCAACAUGGAGAAUGUCUACCCCAGACGGCCUUCCCUGUGCCCCUCUCAGCCCCCUCCUGCCCAUCAGAACCACAGCUCCCCUGUCUCUAUCUCCUCCAACACCUCCAGGCUCGGUCCUCCUCCCCCUCCCACCCGGAACUGGUCCGGCUUGAGCCUGGGCCGGCCUGAUGCUGUCGACUCCCCUUUCUACACCCCUCCCACAGACUCCCACUACCCUCCACCCGCCCCCAGCCGACCAGGGCGGACCCCUUCCCCGGCGUCUGGGGACUACAGGUCAGGAGCCGCCAUGCCAGUGGAUCACUGGGCAGAGAACGUGACCCGCUUCUACAACUUCCAGCCUGCCCCUGUGGUGGGGUCGCCCUGCGAGGAGCUGUCAGAGUUAGACUCUCUGUACCAAGCGAGCCUACAGGCCCCCAGCUUGCCCCGGGCCCCACGCGGAGUCAGCCCCCAGCCCACUACGAACAAGCAGCCGGCUAGGAAGCUAUUGUCUGGGCUGGCUGCACCUGGCCGCUCCAAGACUCCCACAGCCGAGUUAGAGAGACAUGCCUACAGAACGCCAGGCUACACCAGCAGCCCUACACAACACUCCAAGCCUGGGUCAUGUGAGCGACCACUCGCAGAUGACGAGAACUACAGUGCUGAGAACCUCCGUCGCAUCACCCGCAGUCUGAGUGGCACAGUCAUAGGGGGACGACCGGAACACCUCGCCCCCUCCCGCAGCUUCGAGCCCCCAGUUACCAGGAUGCCAAAGCAUGCGGACCCCCGAGUCACCGCACGUCACCCUAGCACGUCCUCCCUGCACCUCCCUCCCUCCUCCACCCACCUCUCUCCACCCGAACCCCAACACGUCCACAACAACCACCACUACAGCCCCCCAGCACUGUCCCAGCACCCCCCUCAGCAGGGAGCGCGGCCCCCCUCCUCGGGGCCCUAUCUGGGACGCUCAGGAGAUCACCAGAAGGGAGACCAGUUUCUGGCUGUGUUUGACCGGGGUGAAGCUUUCUCCCGUGAAAACUACCACAGUGUUGCACUGAGCUACGGCACACUACCGCGGGCGCCUCGCAGGGCACCUCCAUCCGGGUCCUCCUCUCUCCCCCAGCCCAGGGAAGGACCCAGCCCCGGCCCUGGCCCUGGGUACUACAGCCACCCAGACACGGGCUACGCCACCCUCUCCCACCCCCGCCGUUCCGGUCCCCCUAGAGGCACCAUAAACGGCUACAGGCAGCCCCUUCAACCCAGCAGGAUCAACGCAAUCCUACCCACCCGCCUACCUCCCCAACACCACCCAGCCUACCACCAGCUGUCCAACGAGACCUCCACCCAGCCCCUCCGCCUGGACGUACCCCCGGAUGUUGACUGGAGGACUCCCGACUACAGGAUGGUACCACCGUCCAUGCCCAUGCGGGACCCCCACCCCCUCCAUCAGCCCACCCAGAAACCUGACCAACCUCGAAUGAGGGCCUCAUCCCGUGGCCCCGGUAGUGCCCCACUUUGUUCCCUGUGCCAACAGCUGCCCACCGAGCCCUCCCGCCACUACUGCCAGUCCUGUUUAGCCUAUAUGGCCCGCUUCCGGCCUGCCAGCUGAUCCAGCUCACCGUCACCCUACAAACAGACCCAGUUCACUCCCAACACACACCCCCCCUCUUUCUCUCUCUGUCUUCUUUCUGUCUCUGUUCCCUGUUGGGCUGUAGAAGUCAGACUCUAGUCCUGAGUGUUAGGGAGACUAACAGCAAUCUUGGGGCACGUUGUUCUAGCAGAUUGUGGCCCUUUCGUUUCCCAUCAAUUACUGUCUAUAGUAUAACCGUGCCCCAAACCUCUUUAACCAGACAGGCCAACCACUAUCUGGUCCUAAACCUGGUCUAUUUCGAUAGAGUUUAUGUUUAGCCUCAUCUAAGGUUGUUUAAAGAUGGUGUGAUCCAGAGCGAUGCCAACAACAUUGGAAGGUGACAGAGUCCAGGCUGGGUAGAAGGGGGUUGUGAAAACCUUGCACUGAGUGUCCACUGAGGUGGAUGGCGAGAGGCAUUGUGCUUCUUGGAGUUUAGGACACCCCUCAUUCCCCCAUUGACACAUCAUCAACAACGCAGCUGGAGGUUUAGGGGUUCCACUGUUGUUCCCAGGGGUCACGAUAAAACCCUUUGAAGGAAGCCUGUUACAGACAAAGACUGAAGACGGACGUUGAGUUAACGGGGUGGGGAUGUUUUUUUGUUGUCAGUCAUGAAUUAUUCUUUAACAGGUAUUAGACAGUGAAAUGGAUGCAUCAUAAGGCUGCUUCCUGACACCAACCCUUCCCUGUCUGGAUAGGAAGAGACAACACCUUCUUCUCUCCUCGUUGUAUACUGACACUAAAACAGGACCUUCUGAGCUUUCAGAUGUAUUUACUUACUGUACUACUGUAUUUAUCAUUUUUAGGGUGCCCUGGGUAAGUAGUGUAUAGAUUGUCAAACUAAUCUUUCAGCCUCUGUAUAUACUCUGCCAUAGACCUGCUGUACUUUGCAUUGUAUCAACUAGCUAGCACUGUCUGGUGAUUAGAGCCCUCUUGUAGAAUGGGCCUCUGUGUCUCUCAGAGAGGGCUAAGGACCCUAGACUUUUCUCUUGAGGCUUUCCACGGCCCUGCAGCUAUGCACGGUUGUUCAGCACAUCUACGACUGACGGAAUCACUCGGCUUCGAGUACGUUAUAAAGUAAUAAUGAGAUUUUCUUAGUGCAGUGAAUUUACCUAACUGCGUUUAAACAAGUUUAGUUCACUUCAGAAGUGUUGAGAGUUUUACCUGUUGCUGUUUUAUUUAUAUUGACAUUUCUCCCAUUGUUACGGGAGAUUCUCAAUGUUAUUAACCGGUUUUUGUACUUUAAAGACUUGGAGUAUUUAGAGGAUGGUGAUCUGGAGUGCUAAGGAAGUACAGAGGUUUAGACUCGUAGAGAGAAUGUAGUGACAGUGUACUUUACAGAGAACAUAUUUGGCAACUGACUAUCACGCUGUGUCAAUUCAAUGGCUUUUAGCAAAUCGUACUUGUUGAAUCUUGAACGUUAGACCCAUUUACAUGUUUUGUCUUUGUGAUGCGCCAACACCGGGGAUGGCUAAUUAGUUCCUAAUUGAAAUCUCAACCCAAAUAUUACUAAGACGCUGAUUUAUACAGUAGCUCUGGAAUACAACAAAAGCCAACUUUGUCUCGUUUUUUGAGGCAGAUUUUAGAUCUGAUGAUGUAAACUUAUGGAUCAUUAGAGCCCCAAUUACAGUGAAGUCGCUUUUUUGGCUUGGGAGGAAAAGCGAGCUACAGCCUUACAAAAUACACUUACGUUAUCUACAAUCUGAAAUGGAGGAAAUUACUAAAUGAUGUUUUGUUGCUUUCUACGAUAUUGCUGAUUUGUUUUGGAAUAUUUGUACACGUAUUUUUCUACACUGUAGAUAUGACUGAGGAAAUAUGAAGAGAAUGGAGCUUAAUGAAGAAAGUCGAGUGUCUUAAGAUAAAACAAUUGCUAAAAUCAUAUGGUUAAUAAAGAAUUUAGGAUGCUCAACUGCAGUGCAAUUCACUGGGUGCGAGUGGUGUUGUCCUUCUUUGGGGAAAACAGUCUCUGAAACAGAAAUGUAUUUGGAUUGUUGCAGAUGUUAAACACUUAACCAAAGAGUGCCACUUUAGUGAGAGUCAUUUUGAUGAAAAGGAAUUAAUAAUCCUUAGUUUGUGUACAUUAUGCAACACUGCCCCCUCGUGGAUUGGCAGUAGAAGAGCAGGUGACAGGUGUCCAUUUUCUUUUAUUUAACAUGCUAAUAAACAGAUUCUGCGACAGCUGAACAGUGUACAUUUGUGUACAGAUAAUGAUAUCCUUCGAACUUAAAUGUUAAGAGGAUGUGUUUUCUUGGUAAUAUAAAGGAAGGGUUGACAGAUUUCCAUUUUGGACUUAGUUUGUAAAUGCUGUGCUAGCAGAUGGAACUUGUAUUUUUGCAAUAAAGUUGUUACAAAGUGCUCCAAACAAGAGCAGAGUAUAAA
Molecule: messenger RNA, 11749 nt
Organism: Salvelinus fontinalis (brook trout)
Lineage: Eukaryota; Metazoa; Chordata; Actinopteri; Salmoniformes; Salmonidae
Gene: usp54a
Product: ubiquitin specific peptidase 54a
Exons: 22
Coding region: 4562-9352 (1596 amino acids)
Biological process (GO): protein deubiquitination
Molecular function (GO): cysteine-type deubiquitinase activity
Source: RefSeq, a predicted model, not a curated record